Molecule: messenger RNA, 1977 nt
Organism: Trifolium pratense (red clover)
Lineage: Eukaryota; Viridiplantae; Streptophyta; Magnoliopsida; Fabales; Fabaceae
Product: DNA-directed RNA polymerase III subunit RPC8-like
Exons: 7
Coding region: 1066-1566 (166 amino acids)
Biological process (GO): DNA-templated transcription; transcription initiation at RNA polymerase III promoter
Cellular component (GO): RNA polymerase III complex
Source: RefSeq, a predicted model, not a curated record
UGAUUACAGAACUCCGUAUUCCUUUCAUCGCCGCCUGCCGCCGCUUCCUCUGUCCAUCUAGCGCACCAGAAAUUGCGUUGCAUCUUCCUCUUCACCGUCGAGUGAACCCUUUUGAUUUACUCCUCUUUUGAUUUACUCCUCUUCCUCUUCGUCACCGCUCUGUUUCAAUGUGUCAUCCUCAAUGACGUUUUCCCAUUCUCAGUCUCUACUUCUUGCAAUUCAUUCUUCUCUCUGAUUCAUGACUCAUUCUGAAAUUUGAGUCAUUGCUAAGCUUAUAACACUUCUUCUAGGAAAUUUAAUUUUGUUAGGUCACAAUGAUGUAAUUGGCUUGUAUUUGCUGAGUUUGAUUCUACGGUUGUUCAAAUUUAUUUCAAUUUUGUUGUGGUUUGUCCCAAGUAUAGUGAAACAAAGAACAAUUCCAUCAUACAGUGGCCUCUAGGAUGGACGGCGGCGGCGGAGAUAAGAGAAAGAGGGAGUUCGGUACAAGUGAAGGGAAAAUUGAAAAGUCACAUAUCAGAGUAGAUGCAUUCUUCUACGGAGUACUAGUUUUGUGAAGUUUUGAUCUCAAUUCUUAAAUCAUUUUUUUACACGUGUCAUGUAUCCAUGCAAUUAAUAGGCUAAAUGGAGGACACACUAAAUGGAGGAACCUGAACUCAUUUGGAAGGUGUUUACAAGAAACAUGGCGGUGGUUCUUUUUGGUUGUUUGUUGUUCUUCCUAUUUUCUUUUUAAUUUUUAUUGAAAAAAAAAAUAUAAAAGCUAGAUCUAUUUUUUUUUUCCGGGACAUAUAGCAUUUCUCUAGAAAAAAUCCAGAUAGUAUACCCGCUCCGCUUCUCCUCCCACUCUAGUGUGUGUAACUGCCGGCUACGCUUGUCUCACCGGUGAUGGCGAAGCUUUCUCCCUCUCUGAAACGCUCCGGCGACCGCACAACAGCAACUAUAUUAGAAUCAGAAGAAUUUGUAUCUCACUUUGACAUUGAAGUUGUAUUGGUCAAAGCAAUAAAUACUUUCUGUUGCAGUUGUAUUUCUCGGUGUCUUUCUAGCUCUCUGUAACAGGGUUUAGGCUCAAUGUUCUAUCUCAGUAAGAUCGAGCAUAAAUUGACCCUGCCUCCUUAUCUUCUUACCCUUCCCAUUCGAGAAGCCAUACUCUCGGAGCUUGAAAGGCUUUUCUUGGAUAAGGUUAUUGCAAAAUUGGGCCUUUGCAUAUCUGUUUAUGAUAUCAUAUCCAUUAAAGGAGGGUCCGUCUUCCCCGGUGAUGGUGCUCCAACCUACCUGGCGGUAUUUAAUUUGAUUAUGUUUCGUCCAUUUACGGGGGAUAUUAUUACUGCAAAACUAAUUAGAUCUGAUGCUAAUGGCUUACGCUUAUCCCUUGGAUUCUUUGAUGACAUUUAUAUUCCUAAACAUCACAUGCCCGACCCAAGCCACUAUGUAUCAACAACUAGUACCAGUAAAACAGGCACAUGGUAUUGGGAUUACGGCGAAGAAUCAUUUGCUAUUGGUGAUUCUGAAGAGGUUAGACUCCUUUUUCUUUUAUCUCAACUGUAUGCUUGGACAAUAAAGCUGAAAUGAAGUUUUGGUUACCAAUGUGGCAGAUCAAAUUCGCAGUUUAAAGUGUGAGUUACCCACCUAUUCCAGUUGAGCAACCAAAAGACUCAAAGCCAUUUGCCCCAAUGGUGGUUAAUGGAUCAUUAAAUCAGGAUGGUCUGGGCCCUAUUGCUUGGUGGUAAUGAAUUCCUUCCCAGGUUUUAUUCAUUUUCAAGAUUACAAUUAGAAGAGAUCAGUCCUUUGGAUCGAAGAAAUGUGGUCGUUAUUUAAUGGUUUGCUCAUGUCCCUGUGGACAACCAUGGAAUGCGAUUUGAUGAAUUUCAUUUUUCGGUUGCUUUGUAGAGUAUUUAGUUUAAUUGGAUUUUAAUUUUAUUGGGAACUCAUACAUCCUGGAUAGCUACUACCAUGUUGUAAGAAAGAUAGUUGGUACCCAUA